Messenger RNA from Tribolium castaneum (red flour beetle), 1956 nucleotides. RefSeq names its product patsas (gene Patsas). Gene Ontology annotation, cellular component: Golgi membrane. The coding region runs from base 234 to 1799 and encodes 521 amino acids. The record is from RefSeq and is a predicted model, not a curated record. Gene Ontology annotation, molecular function: protein binding; palmitoyltransferase activity. The transcript is spliced from 4 exons. Lineage: Eukaryota; Metazoa; Arthropoda; Insecta; Coleoptera; Tenebrionidae. Gene Ontology annotation, biological process: protein palmitoylation.
UUGUGCCCACUUUAACUGAGUCGAAAUUUUUGAUUUUGAGCCACCCUUGCGCGCGCUCCUUAAAAAUCAAUACCCAAGUGAAACAACUUGGCACGCUACGCAAAUAUCUGCAUUAAAUCAAUCAUAAAUAAUUUACACCGGAGUGGUAAACAGUCGUCAGAACGCUUUGCAAAGUGUUUCCAAGUCCGGGCACUGCCCGAAGCGUGUGGGCUUUGCCCCAAACCUCCUGCAACAUGGUCGCAGACACCGACCAUCCUGCCACCACCGUCAACGACACCACCGAAGCCGACAUCACCGAACCCUCGCACAAAUCCAUCUUCGACGUUGUCAAAUCGGGCGAACUCUCCGAAAUCGAAGAACUCGUCGAUAACCUCGGCACACAAAUCCUGCGAGAGCGCGAUGAAUGGGGCUAUACUCCGGCCCAUUGGGCCGCUCUGGACGGCAGUGUGGAGAUCAUGCGGUAUUUGGUGGACAGGGGGGCCCCCAUUGACCUGCCAUGUCUCGGGACGCAGGGCCCCAGGCCCAUACAUUGGGCCUGUCGCAAGGGGCAUGCAGCCGUGGUCCAGGUUUUGCUGCAAGCAGGGGUUGGGGUGAAUGCGGCUGAUUUCAAAGGGUUGACUCCGUUGAUGACGGCUUGCAUGUUUGGGAGGACGGCAACAGCGGCGUUUUUACUGGGAAUGGGGGCUUUGAAUCAUUUGGUUGAUAUCAACGGGGACACAGCAAUGCAUUGGGCGGCUUAUAAAGGACAUGCGGAUUUGAUCAGGCUGUUGGUUUACUCGGGGGCUAAUUUGCAAAAACCGGAUCAUUUUGGGUCCACUCCUCUGCACUUGGCGUGUCUUUCGGGGAGUGUCACCUGUGUCAAACUUCUCUGCGAGAAGAGUAAUAUUGACUUGGAACCUUUGGAUAAGAACGACAAAACGCCCUUAAUGUUAGCCCAAAGCCACCGCCACAGCGACAUUGUCCAAGUCCUCGAAUCGGAGAAGAAACGCCGUUCAAGCUGGUUUCCUCCAGUUAACGAAGUUUGGGGUCUUUUGUUCGGAAAAGCAGGGAAUUCGAAAGCGCCACUAGUGUUCUUCAUGUGUUCAGUCUUACUCUGGGGGUACCCGAUGUACGUAAUUCGGUGUAUCCCCAUCACUUGGAACAUUCUACGAGGCUCUCACUAUUGUUUCAUCUAUUGGAACAUUGUCAUGUGGAUAUGUUGGAUAACCGCAAACCGGAAAAACCCAGGCUAUAUCCCGGUUAACACCGAUUCCUACCAUCGAGCAAUCAAACAAAUCCCUUACUACGACAAAUGGAAGAAGAGAUAUGCGGUUUUGAACCGACUCUGUCACACUUGUCGGUGUUUGAGGCCUUUAAGAGCCAAACACUGUCGAAUUUGCAACCGGUGUAUUUCUUACUUUGAUCAUCAUUGUCCCUUCAUUUACAACUGUGUGGGUUUAAGGAAUCGAACUUGGUUCUUCCUUUUCGUUAUGAGUGUUGCUAUUAAUUGCUCCUUUACGAUUUAUUUCGCUACUUAUUGCAUAGCCAUUGAAGGGUUCGGCAUUUUGUACAUUUUGGGACUUUUUGAAGCGUUCGUUUUCUCAGGAUUAGGUUGGAUUCUGACGUGUACUUCGAUUUUACACGCUUGCAUGAACUUGACCACAAACGAAAUGUUCAAUUACAAACGUUAUCCUUAUUUGAGGGACAAGAGGGGGCGUUAUUUUAAUCCAUUCUCAAGAGGACCUAUCUUAAAUCUAAUCGAGUUCUUUUUUUGUACACCGGAAGAAUAUGACGACGAUUACGGCUACGAUUAUAUAUGAUAUACAAGAAAUAAUAGUUGUAAGAAAAAUGUCACCACAAAAUAGCUAUUUUCCACUGUAUUAUAGACAUUAUUUGCUGACUACACUUAUUCAAGUGGCUUGGUUUUUGCAAUGCAAAAUCUUGUAUUUAUUAUAUGAAAUAAAUUUUAUCAGAAAA